Molecule: messenger RNA, 5188 nt
Organism: Puntigrus tetrazona (Sumatra barb)
Lineage: Eukaryota; Metazoa; Chordata; Actinopteri; Cypriniformes; Cyprinidae
Gene: smo
Product: smoothened, frizzled class receptor
Exons: 12
Coding region: 588-3053 (821 amino acids)
Biological process (GO): commissural neuron axon guidance; smoothened signaling pathway; central nervous system development
Cellular component (GO): dendrite; plasma membrane; cilium
Molecular function (GO): transmembrane signaling receptor activity; patched binding
Source: RefSeq, a predicted model, not a curated record
ACAGUCAGGGGAAACACGGAUUCCUGUGAAAGUGUAACAUUUUAGGAUCACUGGAUUUCAGGUCCCCGUCUGAUGAGCAGAUGAGCUUUGACAACAUUUCUCGCACUGGUUUUGCUGUAAACUGGGGGACGCGGGGGCGCGCUCGAGGGGGACGGAGCGCGCAGCCCCGGGAUCAAGUUACAGUCCCAGUCCCAGACUUUUCAAGGCAACAUUUUUUCCUCCAUCACAGAAGUGGGGGAUGGUGAACGCUAUUUGGUUUCUUCAAACUUUUUAGACUAACGAAAAACGCAGCCGGGGUAAACUGUGCCGGAAUCUAAAAAGCAACUUUUGUUUGCAGCUUUCACGCGCGGCGUUUGUACGAUGAAGAGAUUUUCAAUGGCAUGUGAGAGAGAAAGGAGGCAUAAAAAACUUUGGAAUCGGACGAAAAGACACUUCUUUUAAAGAGGGGAAUGUCGAAUCGGGAAUCUAGGAAAUAUCCACGCUUUGACUUGGUUUGAAAGCUUCCAGCGCAUCGCGCGCGCGAGUGAAGACCGACUGUUUAUUUGGAAACAUUUGAUGAAACAUCGCUACAUUGUUGGUUCUCCAAGAUGUCCUCCAAGCGCCUCUGCUCCAUUGUUGGAGGCUUUUGGAUGCUUUGGAUCUGGGCAGCAGCCUCUCUAGUCGCUCAGGCGGUCAUCUUGCACUCAAAUGAAACGACGUUCAACGACUUUUGCAAGACAUCCACAACUUGUGAAGUACUAAGAUACAAUACGUGCCUUGGUUCUCCUUUGCCGUACACGCACACGUCUCUGAUUCUGGCUGAAGACUCAGAAACUCAAGAGGAAGCCUUGGAGAAAUUGGCCAUGUGGUCUGGGUUGAGAAAUGCUCCUCGCUGUUGGGCUGUCAUUCAACCAUUGCUGUGUGCCGUUUACAUGCCAAAAUGCGAAAAUGGAAAGGUGGAACUGCCCAGCCAGCACCUGUGCCAAGCUACACGCAAACCUUGCAGUAUUGUGGAACGGGAGAGGGGCUGGCCCAACUUCCUCAAGUGUGAAAACAAGGAGCAGUUUCCUAAGGGUUGCCAGAAUGAGGUCCAGAAGAUCAAAUUCAACACUUCAGGACAGUGUGAGGCUCCCUUGGUCAAAACCGACAUCCAGGCAAGUUGGUACAAGGACGUGGAAGGUUGUGGGAUCCAGUGCAACAAUCCCCUGUUCACAGAAGACGAGCACUCGGACAUGCAUAACUACAUUGCCAUCUUCGGCUCCAUCACUCUCCUGUGUACCUUCUUCACGCUGGCCACAUUUCUCGCAGACUGGAAGAAUUCCAACCGUUACCCCGCUGUGAUCCUCUUUUACAUCAACGCAUGUUUCUUUAUCGGAAGUAUUGGAUGGCUCGCUCAGUUCAUGGACGGAGCCCGCAAGGAGAUUGUGUGCAAAAGCGAUGACACUAUGCGGCUUGGAGAGCCAUCAUCCACAGAGACGCUGUCGUGCGUGAUUAUCUUCGUCAUUGUGUAUUAUUCGCUAAUGUCUGGAGUCAUUUGGUUUGUUAUGCUCACUUACGCCUGGCACACAUCGUUCAAAGCGCUGGGCACCACCCAUCAGCCUCUGUCUGGAAAAACAUCGUAUUUUCACCUGGUCACAUGGUCUAUUCCUUUUAUUCUGACAGUUGCUAUACUGGCCAUUGCAGAGGUGGAUGGAGAUUCGGUUAGCGGCAUUUGCUUUGUUGGCUACAAGAACUACAGAUACCGUGCAGGGUUUGUUCUGGCUCCAAUUGGGGUGGUCCUUGUUGUCGGUGGUUAUUUUCUAAUACGAGGGGUUAUGACAUUGUUUUCCAUUAAAAGUAACCAUCCUGGGCUGCUUAGUGAAAAAGCUGCUAGUAAAAUCAAUGAAACGAUGUUGAGGCUUGGCAUUUUUGGAUUCUUGGCCUUUGGUUUUGUUUUCAUCACUUUCGGCUGCCAUUUCUAUGACUUUUUCAACCAAGCUGAGUGGGAAAAAAGCUUUAGGGAAUACGUACUAUGUGAGGCGAAUGUCACCAUAGCUCACCAGACCAACAAGCCGAUCCCAGAGUGUGCCAUCAAGAACAGGCCUAGUCUGCUGGUAGAGAAGAUCAACCUCUUUUCAAUGUUUGGCACAGGCAUCGCAAUGAGCACAUGGGUUUGGACAAAGGCCACCAUCCUUAUCUGGAAACGCACCUGGUUCAGAAUCAUUGGCCGAAGUGAUGAUGAGCCGAAACGCAUAAAGAAGAGUAAAAUGAUUGCAAAGGCAUUCUCAAAGCGAAAAGAACUGCAGAAGGAUCCAGAAAAAGAGCUGUCUUUCAGCAUGCACACCGUUUCUCAUGAGGGACCUGUGGGUAUCAACUUUGACCUGAAUGAGCCAUCAAUGGAAAUGUCUUCUGCAUGGGCCCAACAUGUGACUAAGAUGGUGGCUAGAAGAGGGGCAAUUUUACCGCAGGAUAUUUCAGUGACGCCCACCGGAACACCUGUUCCGCCUCCAGAGGAAAGGAACAAACUUUGGAUGGUUGAAGCAGAAAUUUCUCCAGAAAUGAUGAAAAGAAAGAAGAAGAAGAAAAAGAGAAGGAAGGAAAUACGGCCAACGGGUCCUGCAGCGGACGAAGGGAAUCCUGCCUUCCACCGGAGGGAGUUUGGCCACAGCUCAGUCCCCCGUCUCCCAAAACUUCCAGGUCACCGGAGUCUGGUGGCUAACCUUUGGGAGCAGCAGCGACAGCAGCAGGAGGAACAGGAUAUGCUACCUGGAGCCUUCCCAGAAUUCAGGCCUUCGUGUCCUCUUCCUUAUCAGGAGAGGUACGGUGGGUUGGGAUACCUGCGCAAUAAACCUUCCAACCUCCCCACUGCUAAUCCCCUGACUCUACGAGAUAGCAUGCAGGAUGAUUUGGGUGGCUUCCAGCAAUCUUCAUGGCAACCUAAUGGGGUUUUCCGGUACCUUGGACAGGAGGCUUCCGCGAUUGAUGCUGGCAGGACUGCCGUUGUGCCACGGGCCGAUUGCAGGAGGGGCGUACCAAUACACUCCAGAACCAAUCUUAUGGAGGCUGAGCUACUGGAUGCUGACUCAGAUUUUUAAAUAUUAAGAGCUGCUGGUGCUCUUUUUGCGCAGUGAAAGGUGCUGGAUACUCAUCCCAAACAACGAACCUGGAGCAGAAGUGGGUUUGAACUGCUGUGCUGGCUCUGCUUGUUUAAAGGAUAAUACUUUUUUAUGCAACUCUCACGAUAAUAUGAAUUAUGAACUGGAUUUGUGAAACAUUAUUAAAGAGUCAUAAAGACAUUUGUGCCUAAACAUGGAUUUUGUGCCAUGCCACAUGUGAUUGUGGUGACAUACGUAUUGUUCAGUUUGUUAGCUGAGCUAAUGUGACAUCGGUUUGGAAACACAUGCCACACAAUUGAGAGGUCAAAGCUUAAAGAGGAAUUGUGUAAUUUUUGCAGCACUGGAGUUGCCAAACGGAAUCACAACAAAAAUGGCUGUUUUCAAACAGGUUUUCUCUUCUUUCAAUGAAAAAGAUUCACCCAGAAAGCAUGCCGUUAUCGGAGCAGGUGUCGCUUGGUUAGCAAAAUCUAACAUUUUUCAGAUCUCUGGUAUUUGCCUUCAGAUCGUGGCUCUGAAAAAGGCUACCAAGCUUUGUUUUGAGACUGCCAAAAUUGGGUCUCUAAUCCAAUUUUGGUUCAACAUCUUGAUCUUAAAGGGAUAGUUUACCCAAAAUUAUGACUGCUCCUGAGUCAGCUGUACCACACAAAUCCAUUGUGACACAGAAAACUGACAUAUAAAAGAAGAAAUUGUUUAAUAAAGUUUAAUAAACACACAAAAAUCUUUUGUCUGUCUACGCACGGUCAGUUCUCUGAUUUCAUUAAAAAUUACUUCAUUUGUGUUCCAGAGACGAGAAAAUGUCUUGCAGGUUUGUAACAACAUGAGUAACAAAUUAGAGAAUUUUCAUUUUUGGGUGAACUAUUGCUUUAAUGUGAUUAUUUUAUUGAAUGGAGGUCAAAAAAUUUCUUUGCGACUCCUAUUUUUGUGGUCCAACUUUGGUGAGAGGUUUUCGAACAGGUUUUCUGCCAUCUGCCAUUGGUCAGUCAAAGAGAUAGCCGUGCCCAGAACACAGGCCGUUGGUCGAGCCAAUAAUACUGCGUCGGCAUGCACAAAUAAACAUACGGUUUACGAAACUUUGUACGUAUGGCUUAAAGUCGUCCCUAUACCCAUUAAAGUGAGAUAGGAAAAAAUAUGUUUAAUGUUGGGUAACACCAUUUUUGUUUAUAGUGGGCCUAUAGGCCAUUAUAUUACCAUUAGUACGAAAAAUGAAAAUACAGUCUGUACUGUACCUUCUGAAAAAAUUCACAAUUAAGCAUCCUUGGCCACAAUUUAGACAUAGAAAAGCAACUGACGAAAGUGUUAUUAAAAAGAGAAUUUAUUAUUGUUACUUUUUUGCUUUGGAAAAAUUGCCUGGUGCAAUCACAAACAAGUCCACCCUCUCUCAUUCAAAGAGAAAAAGAGAACAUAAAGGGCAUUGCUUUUGUUAAGAAACUGUAGUCAAAAAUAGCAAGGGUUAUAUAAGAUUCUGUUUCCAUUGACAAUUAUUUCUGUACAGUGCUAUUACAAAAUUAUUUUUGUACUUUAUAUUGUUUUUUCGCCAAUUUUAUUUUAUAUUAUUUUAAACUGUACAUACUUUAGGUCACGUUUUGUUCCUUACACCCAUUUGAGUGAGUUUUGUUUCAUACAUGUAUGGAUUUGCUUCCCGGUGUGAAUUUUGUUUAAAAAUGUUAAACUUAUUUACUUAUUUUAUUAUUGUUCUUUUUCGGUUUUUCUUAGAGCGUUGUUAAUAUCCCUGGCAAUAUUAACACAAAAGCAGCUGUGCAGCAUUUUUCUGACAAUUUGAAGCUGUCCUUCAAGAAUGUAUUUUUUUUAAAAGUGUUUAAUGAAGAUGCUUGUGUAUUAAUAUCUGUUUUUUUUCUUCCCCCCUUCACUGUUGCUGUUAUUCCCUCGUGAGAGCCGGUCUGUCCUUCUCAAUAGUAUUUUAUUUUCACGUGCGUGAGUGAUCUUUGUUGUUUUCCUGCUGGAGACUCAUUCCUUUGUGUAUAUUUUUAAUAUUGACGUACCAUUAAUAAAAAUGUACUGAAAUCCAGAGGAUUCAGUUUACGCUGAAUGCUUCAAGGUUAUUUUCAUUACACACAUAAAAAAAAGGAAAUCAUGUCUAGUAUUACUUAAUAAAA